UGCUCUAUGCUAAGGCUUGGUGUCUGGGGGAGGAUUGUAAUGGGACUCAACCUUUGAUUUCCUUGCAGGAACCCUCACAAAGCCCAAAAUCUGGGCUGAGCCACACUCUGUGAUCACCAUGUAUGCACCUGUUACUAUUUGGUGUCAGGGGUCCUGGGAGGCCAAGGAGUACCAUUUGCUUAAAGAGGGAAGCUCACAUCAUUGGGACAGACAAUACCCUCUGCAAAGCUUGGACAAGGCUAAGUUCUACAUCCAACACAUGACAGAGGAAUUUGCAGGGAUAUACAAGUGUUACUAUAAGAGCCCUGCUGGCUGGUCAGAGCACAGUGACACCCUGGAACUGGUAAUAACAGGAGCCUAUGAUAAACCAAGCCUGUCUGUCUGGCCCAGUUCUGCUGUGACCUCAGGAGAGACCAUAACCAUGCAGUGUAGCUCAUCACUGGAAUUCGGCACAUUCACUCUGAUCCAGGAAGGAAAGCACCACCUCCAGUGGAUCCUGGACUCACAGCAAAGUGCCAAUAGGGAGUUUCAAGCUCAUUUUGUUCUGGACCCUGUGACCAUCAUCCACAAUGGUACAUUCAGAUGUUAUGGAUAUUUUAGGGACCAACCCCAGGUGUGGUCAAAAUCAAGUGACUCCCUUCACCUCUUUGUCUCAGAUUCCAAGGACCAGUCUCUCAUCCACACUGAGAAUGAACCCCCAGCCUCCCAGCACAAAAGUCACACAGUUGAAAAUCUCAUCCGAAUCAUCAUGGCUGCCUUGGUUCUAGUGACUCUAGUGAUUCUGCUGUUAGUAGCUUGGCACAGCAAGAAAAUGGAACAAGAUACAACCAGAAGAUAAACAAAAA
This is a messenger RNA of Peromyscus leucopus (white-footed mouse), 845 nucleotides long. Its product is annotated as leukocyte immunoglobulin-like receptor subfamily B member 4. The coding region runs from base 119 to 838 and encodes 239 amino acids. The record is from RefSeq and is a predicted model, not a curated record. The transcript has 4 exons. Lineage: Eukaryota; Metazoa; Chordata; Mammalia; Rodentia; Cricetidae. Gene Ontology annotation, biological process: cytokine-mediated signaling pathway. Gene Ontology annotation, molecular function: inhibitory MHC class I receptor activity.